Nerophis ophidion (straightnose pipefish) is the source of this 3953-nucleotide messenger RNA. RefSeq lists its product as uncharacterized. The transcript is spliced from 4 exons. NCBI's taxonomy places the organism in Eukaryota, Metazoa, Chordata, Actinopteri, Syngnathiformes, Syngnathidae. The record is from RefSeq and is a predicted model, not a curated record. The coding region runs from base 2499 to 3278 and encodes 259 amino acids.
CACAAAUCUUUCAUCCUCUCUCAAAUUAAUGGGGAAAUUGUCGCUUUCUCGGUCCGAAUUGCUCUUACUGCUGGUGGCUCCCGUUAAAAACAAUAUGAUUAUGUUUGGAGCCCUGCAACUCGUGACGUCACACGCACAUACUUCCGGUAAAGGCAGGGCUUUCCUAUUAUCAACCAAAAGUUGCGAACUGUAUCGUGGAUGUUCUCUACUAAAUCCUUUCGGCAAAAAUAUGGCAAUAUCGCGAAAUGAUCAAGUAUGACACAUAGAAUGGACCUGCUAUUCUUGUUUGAAUAAGAAAAUCUCAUUUCAGUAGGCCUUUAAUGUGAUUCAAGGAAUCUUAUUAUUGAAAUAUAUAUUUAUUUUAUAUUGACAUUUUAAUGUCUUUUUCAAAACACCUUUUUAAGUGUCAGACAAAGAAUAUCCCCACAUUGACAGUGAAGAAAUGAAUGAGAAUGCAAUUAAACAACUCCCCCACUAGAUAGAGCAACCUCACUCCUUCAUGCACUUGCACAUUUAGAAUGCAUGGAAAAGCACAUUUCCAACUCUCUGUUAAAGGCAGUGUCGCGGUGCGGCUACAGGUAUCCACCGCGUCUUGGAAUUGCUUGUACUGUCAUGUGAUGUCAUCCACUUGAAAACAUAUUCCCAGCAGUGCUUAUGUGACCAACAGACAAACCGUGUUCCAUCUUGUGCGGCCAAACCUUUUAAACCAAACGUCUGAUGUGACCUUGCCUCGCUGCCCCGCGAGCUGACAAGUAGUCCAUCAAAAGAUGAAUUACGUCUGAAUUGUGGAUUUCCUGGUAAUAAAGGCUGAGGCUAUAUAGACAGGACGGAGCCCAACUAGAAGAUUCAAAUGGAAUUUCUCUGUUUCCAGCUCAAUCUGAGCUCAAUUCAAGAACGAUGCCUACAGUGGAUCCUCCAAGGUGAUUCAAUGCGUGCAAAGAUGAGUGCGGAGACUCCCACUGGUGUCAUUUCACCUCAAAACACACGAUGGCCACAAUACCCAGUAAUAUGUUUGGAGGAGAAAAGGGGAGACGCGUGAUGUGGGCGCUUGGCGGGACGGCUGCGAGUGAGCACUCGAUGACGGUGUGAGUAUGGCACCACACACACUGGUGAUGCUUGUAUCCAAUGGUGUUGGUUGGAUUCAGUGUGUGUGUGUGUGUGUGUGUGUGUGUGUGUGUGUGUGUGUGCGUGUGUGUGUUUUUAAAAUAGAUCUUCCUAAAAAGAGCAGCACAAAGCGACAUGAGGCAGUGAAGAUUUUAAUUGCCGCCGACAAGCUGUUGAGUCAUCAAGCUGUUAUUCAAAUGGCGACUUAGCAAUGUAAAUAUGUCAGAUACAUAAUCAGCUGCCUGGCAUCAUUUCACAUGUCAGACUCUUUUCUUCCUCUUGCCUUUGAGUCUGCUGGGAUCUUUUCUGAAGUGUGACGAGAGUGUGAGAGGCAGGAAUAGAAAGAAAGAGGAAGUGAAGAUGAGCUUCAGAGUAGGCUGCUAUAUAUCUCCUUGCCUGAUGCCCUUAGUGUGUGUGUGUGUGUGUGUGUGUGUGUGUGUGUGUGUGUGUGUGUGUGUGUGUGUGUGUGUGUGUGUGUGUGUGUGUGUGUGUGUGUACGUGUUCCUGUAUUUUUACCCUUCUUGGGACAUCAACAAGGAAAAGUACCUUCCACAUAAAUCAUGGUCCCAAUACUGGAAUACCAUUGCAUCUAAUAGCGAAUGUCUCAUUUGCACCCCUGGUGGUGAAGUCUAUCAAAAUUAGGGUGGUACCAAAAAGGACCAGAGGAGGAGCUCCUCUGAGCGCGUCUGGUAUCCGUUUCUUGGGGGGGGGGGGGGCUAGUGCUACGGAGAUAGCACAGCUGCGCCCUACCAAGCCACAACCUCCAGCGAGGCCACCACCAGCAAUAUUUCGAACCGCCAAGCCGCAACCUCCUGCGCGGCCACCACCACCAGUCUUUCGACCCACCAAACCUCAACUUCCUGCGCGGCCAUCACCACCAGUCUUUCGGCCCCCCAAGCCGCAACCCACAGCCAGGCCACCUCCACCUGCACCACGGCUAGCUGCACCACAGCUAGCACCUGUCGCUAGUCCAAGACUAGCUCCAAGUCCAAGGCUAGCACCAAGUCCAAGUCUACAGUUAGCAUCAAGUCCGAGUCCACGGCUGGCAUCAAGUCCGAGUCCACGGCUGACAUCAAGUCCGAGUCCACGGCUAGCAUCAAGUCCGAGUCCACGGCUAGCAUCAAGUCCGAGUCCACGGGUAGCAUCUAGUCCGAGUCCACGGCUAGCAUCAAGUCCGAGUCCACGGCUAGCAUCAAGUCCAAGUCCAACGCGAGACCCAAGUCUGCUUUCCACACCAGCGCCUGAUCCAAGUCUGCUUUCCACACCAGCGCCUGAUCCAAGUCUGCUUUCCACACCAGCGCCUGAUCCAAGACUGGUUUCCACACCAGAACCAGAUCCAAGUCUGGUUUCCACACCAGCGCCUGAUCCAAGUCUGAUUUCCACACCAGCGCCCGAUGCAAGUCUGGUUUCCACACCAGCGCCUGAUCCAAGUCUGGUUUCUACACCAGCGCCUGAUCCAAGUCUGGUUUCCACACCAGCGCCUGAUUCAAGUCUGGUUUUCACAACAGCGCCUGACUCAAGUCUGGUUUCCACACCAGCACCUGAUCGUAGUCUGGUUUCCACACCAGCACCUGCUCAAAGUCUGGUUUCCACACCAGCGCCUGACUCAAGUCUGGUUUCCACACCACCGCCUGACUCAAGUCUGGUUUCCACACCAGCACCUGAUCCAAGUCUGGUUUUCACACCAGCACCUGAUCCAAGGCUGGUUCCCACACCAGCACCUGCUCCAAGGCUGGAUCCCGCACGAGCACCUGCUCCAAGGCUGGAUCCCACACCAGCACCUGCUCCAAGGCUGGAUCCCACACCAGCACCUGCUCCAAGGCUGGAACCCACACCAGCAUCUGCUCCAAGGCUGGAGCCCACACCAGCACCUGCUCCAAGGCUGGAGCCCAAACAUCUGCUUCCACGAAGACGACGCCGCCUCCAACUUCCACGGCGACGACGGGUCUGCCUCCUGCUUCCACGGCAACGACGGCCCCGCCUCCUGCUUCCACGGCGAUGACGGCUCCGUCUUCUGCUUCCACUACGACGACAACCCCGCUUUCUGUUUCCACGACGACGUCUCAGCAACUUCGAGCUGGCCUGCUGCGCAAGCAGCAACCAGGGGCCUGCAAGCGGCCCUUUCAGAGGUCAGCGAAUGGACGCCAGUGGCGCAAACAGCAGCGACACCGUAGUCUUUGCCUUAGAACUCUACGGCUGCUCAACUUCUGGCGCCACUCUCGCCCACCUUCUCAACAGCCACCAAUUGCGGCAGCGGCGUUCCAUUCACCGCCGCCACCUGACUUGUCCCCGGUGGAUUCGGGGACACAUGGCCUGGCGACCCUCCGCCAUGUCUUCCCUCCGCCCUCCCUUGACUCAUGAGCUGUCGUAUAGUUAGGGGGUUUAAAGUUAUUUUCAGGGGUUACUGGAAUCUGUCCCUUAAGGGGGGGCUCCUGUUAUGAUCCGCUGACCGGAUCAUAUUAUGAUUUAGAUUUUUGAGUCUGUUUUGUGUUUACUGUUAGUUUUGGACUCCUUUGGUUAUUGUUUGUGCACCCGUUAGUUAGUUUCGUCACCAUAGUAACUGAUUAUUUCCACCUGCCACUGGUUCCAGACGCACACCUGUUUUAGUAAUUACUGUCUUGAUUUAAGCCUGCCUCCUUCGUUCAUUCUAUCUGGCUUCAUAGUUUGUAUUUCACACAGUGAGUAAUGACUUUUGUUCCCCAGUUCUGGACUUGCUUGCUUCAGCGCUAGGCCUUGUUAUUCCUCUAGCUCCCAUGCUAGCUCUUUUGUUUUAUCUUUUGUGCUAUGAGUAAGUUUUUCUUUUUAAUAGUCUGUUUUAUUCUUAAAUAAAUCAUUUACUCUUACCUUCA